AAGAAUCCAAUUGGACAGCAGUAACAUUCACAAGAAUUAUGUUUUGUGCCAUUCUAAAACGAUCGUCCUGGAAGAAGCCUUGGUUACCUUUGUCAACUGGGCUUUUUUUGAGGUCCUCAAAAACUUUGCUUCAGAAAAGAAUAACAAAAGAAACUCUCGAUGAUUUUACAAACGAUGAACUUUUUGAAUAUAUCAAAGAGCGUACCUCUCGACCUGGACAAUAUCCGCUUCAUUACGAAAAAUUAAGACAGUAUUGUUAUCGGGUUAGAACCCCUGAAGAGUUUGAUCGAGCUUAUGAACUUAUAUUUGAUUACCACAAGAAGCUUCUUCCCGUACACGGCAAGGUAUCGAGACAACUGAUAGAGUCAGAAGUUAGAUUUGGAAAUCCCAAAAGAGCAGUGAAGGCCAUAGAAUACUGGAGGUUUUUAGGAAUGAAGCCAGGCAUCUAUGGUUUUAGUGUCCUUCUAACCGCUUUAUCGAAACAAGGUGACGUAGAAAGUAUGAAAAAACUUUGGUACAGUUCCUUGGAUGGCUGCGUAGAAUUGAAUACUCAUAUGUUAACUGAAUACGUGCGAAGAUUUGCCAAAGUGAAAGCCUAUGAGAUGGUAGAAGAAGUAUUAAAGAUAGCCAAAGAACGCAAUGUUCGCCUUAGGACUCCAGGUUUUCUAGUUUUAGCUAGUACUAAGCUGCAAGAUGGUAGACCCGAGGAAGCUUUGCAAGUCCUCGAUCGAAUGAAGGAGUUUGGUUGUUUGGAUAAUAGUUCAACAAAGGCAAUGCGAAAGGAGAUUGAAGACUUAGCAACUCAGAAACUUUCCACAAACUCUAAUAAAGAGGAGAAAUAGAAUCCAUUUGAGUAUUAUCUUGGAAUGAUACUGUCUAGUUUAUCUUUGUAAGUUCUUAGUAGAAGAAUUUUUU
Messenger RNA from Galdieria sulphuraria, 915 nucleotides. RefSeq lists its product as uncharacterized. The transcript has 3 exons. The record is from RefSeq and is a predicted model, not a curated record. Bases 39 to 842 code for a protein of 267 amino acids. Gene Ontology annotation, molecular function: protein binding. NCBI's taxonomy places the organism in Eukaryota, Rhodophyta, Bangiophyceae, Galdieriales, Galdieriaceae.